Molecule: messenger RNA, 3523 nt
Organism: Electrophorus electricus (electric eel)
Lineage: Eukaryota; Metazoa; Chordata; Actinopteri; Gymnotiformes; Gymnotidae
Gene: map3k22
Product: mitogen-activated protein kinase kinase kinase 22
Biological process (GO): protein phosphorylation
Molecular function (GO): ATP binding; protein kinase activity; protein binding
Source: RefSeq, a predicted model, not a curated record
CCUUCAUGCUCGAAAGCCAGGAGCAGUGCGCAGAGGAAACUUUCCCUUCACCAAGCGUGCGCUCUGAAACCGCAGCUUUCAAAACACUCUGACUUUUCUAUUUGGAUUAUUGUCACUGGGGAAACAAAAUAUUAAUUGCAUAUUUUGGAAGCCGGACUUAAUUGUCAGCACUCCUGAUCUUGAUCUUGACAACUGCAUUUCAACUGUAGUUUCCGGAUCUUACUGCUGCGGCGUCAGUUUGGAGGAGCGGAGUGAUCGGAUUUUUCCAUUCCUAGUAUUUUACCUUAAGAACAUUUAUUUCCCUGACCGUACACUGUUUUUUUCUCGAACUGCUUUUCUCCAGGAUGAAAACACGCCCGUAAGCAGAAGAAGUCUGGUCAGCAGUGUGUUGCGCGACUCCGUGGGCCCGCGGCGUGGAGCUGCGUGUGUGUGUGUGUGAGGGGCACUCAAACUGCGGGUGGUGUGGUGCUCCCAGGCUGACGAGGCUGCGUGCUUAGAGAGCGCUCGAGACGGCAGCCCCACUUUAGCACGGCCACCUCCUGAUGAUGACAGUAAACAUGGAAUACAGUCUCCAAAAUGGGCCCGGACAACACAGGAAUGCACAAGAUGAGGAGGAGGCUCUCAACUCCAUCAUGAAGGAUCUGGCAGCACUGCGCUGCUACCAGCUUGGUAGCAACAACAGCCACAAGCCCAAGAUCAGGACUCCCAGCUACAGACAGGACCUCCGAGUGAAGCUGGAGCAUGAAAGAGAGAAGCGGAUCAUACUCUUCCAGAGGCCGCUGAAGUUCAGAGAGCUUGUGCAGAAAGUGAUGGAGGCUUUUGGACAGCAGAUGGACUUGUACUACAUAGACAAAGAGACUUUGGUAGCUCUGAAGUGUCAGGAGGACUUGGAUCGAGCAAUCCUGUGUUUAAGUUCCAGUUCAGGAUCAAACAGUUUGCUGAGAGUCCUGCUGAAAAACCCUGCAAACACCCUGUUUUUGCAGGUGAACAGCAGGGACAAACAGAGUGAGAUGAGGUCAUCCAAGUCUCUAGGAGAUCUGAAGGGCUCCCUGCUCAAAGGCUCCGAGCGUGUGCGCAAGCACUCUACAGGCUCUCUGCACACGGGCCGGAGCUCACCCCCUCCUGGCAGCGUGCCGGAGGAACAGCAGCAGAUUGCUCGGCAGGGCUCCUAUACCAGCAUCCACAGUGAGGGAGAGUUCAUCCCAGAGACCCUCGACCCCAGCAUAAUGGAGCCUUUCGGAAGUGCAGAUGGUUCCCUCUCUAACAGCUGUCAGUCUCUGGAGCAAGGUCUGGACAGUCCUCCAUUCUCAACGAGCAUCAGAGACAACAACUACCUGAACCUCAAUUAUGACUAUAAAGGCCGUCAUGUGAAGCACGGGACAUUUCCUCGGCAGUUUCACAUAUCCAGUCGUAGCAAAGACUACGGUGAUGGUCGGCGGACAUUCCCACGCAGCUUCAUGCCACAGGAGAAAAUCUUCCAGCUGGUCCCGUCGAGUCGCACACGCAGCUGUAAUGGAGACAGCACACUGCAGUACACCACAGACCUGCUCACCGUCGGCUGGACCGACAAAAGCAGUCAGCGCACCACGCCCAAGUCCCCGCGGGCACCGGUGAACUGGCGUCAGGGGAAGCUGUUGGGUCGUGGAGCUUUCGGUGAGGUCUACCUCUGCUAUGAUGCUGACACGGGCCGCGAACUGGCGGUCAAACAGGUGCCCUUUGACCCCGACUGCCAGGAGACCAGCAAGGAAGUAAAUGCUCUGGAAUGUGAGAUUCAGCUCCUGAAAAAUCUUCGUCACGAGCGCAUCGUCCAGUACUAUGGCUGCCUGCGUGAUCCUGAGCAGAGGAAGCUGUCCAUCUUUGUAGAGUUCAUGCCAGGGGGCUCUAUAAAAGACCAGCUGAAGGCAUAUGGAGCCCUUACUGAGAACGUGACACGUAGAUACACCAGACAAAUCCUGCAAGGAGUCUUCUAUCUCCACAGCAACAUGAUCGUUCACAGAGACAUCAAAGGGGCUAACAUACUGAGGGACUCCUCUGGCAACGUGAAGCUGGGAGACUUUGGAGCCAGCAAGCGCAUUCAGACCAUCUGCAUGUCAGGGACAGGCAUCAAAUCUGUCACUGGCACCCCCUACUGGAUGAGCCCAGAAGUCAUCAAUGGAGAGGGAUAUGGCCGCAAAGCAGAUGUCUGGAGUGUAGCUUGCACCGUUGUCGAGAUGCUUACUCAGAAGCCCCCAUGGGCUGAAUACGAAGCAAUGGCAGCCAUCUUUAAAAUCGCCACCCAGCCCACCAAGCCCAGCCUGCCAGACGGCGUGUCGGAUGCCUGCAGGGACUUCCUACGCCAGGUGUUUGUGGAGGAGAAAUGGCGGCCCACGGCUGAGGGGCUUCUCAGCCACCCUUUUGUGCAGGGCAGCUUCUGAAACACCCAAGGACCCUAGAGUCUCCAAGGGCCCCCCUCGCCCGGGGCCACACCACUCCUGCCCACUGACAGCUGCCACUCAGGGUCCAGGGGAGGCUGCCACCAACCCCAGCCCAAUCUGAACAAACUAGCCCCACAGAAGAGGCUGCAUAUCUCAGACCUCAUACACACACACACACACACACACACACACACCACUUUUAUUCCAUGAUACACUUUUUUUUGACUGCCACCAUAGGAACCUGUGGUCUGUAGAUGCGCCAGUACUGAUCUCACAUGCGCACACACCACACACACACACAGUUUGUUUGCAUUAUGUGCUCCCUGCAUAGAACACAUUUACACACAUAUUCACACAUGUGAUUCUGAUUGUCAUUAAAGAAACCCCAAAGCCAGAAUGUGCCAUUUUAUAUACAAUACAAUGGCUUUGAACUGGGCUUAACCUCAGAUGCCCUAAUCAGCUUGUUCCCUUUGUUUAAAGCCUAGUUCAUUCAGUGAAGUGAUACUACAGGUAUAGUCAAAACAUUUUCAAUGUGUGCCAUUCAUAUCGGGGUGACUUAAAAGCCAAACAAUAUGCAUUCUGGACAACGAAUGUAGGGGAAUUAUUUCUUCCAGUGGGAAAAGAAAUGUGUCUCUGUGUGCAUGAUUUUUAAUAUGUCCAAAACCCAUGGUCUCACCCUUUGGCAUUUGUUAGGAAAUAAUUGGAAUUUGAAUCCACAGCAAUGGCCUGCAGCUUUUGGAGCAAGCAGAUACUGUAAGAUACUCCGUUGAGUAAUUUUGUUAAGAUUACUGUGUUUGAUGGUUAGAAUCUAACCAGGUAAAAUGACACAGACCAGCACAUAUACAACCACCAAAGUGGUGAAUGUGUAAACCAGAGAAAUUUUGUGUGCAUUUCUUUGAGUCUGUAGGUGUCCUCAGAUAAUGAAGAUCGUGGAUGAAAAUGUUUUUUGUUUUUGGGGGUUUUUUAUAUAAUGUAAGGUUUAUAUAGAGAAGAUUGUUCUAUGAUGUUUCAAAGCACUCGUAUAUCAGCUGGCCGCUAUACAUUUGUCACAAUUCCAUUGCACUUUUUGACACGUGUAUCUGUACAAGUUCAAAAUGCAAGAUAAUCAA